Adineta steineri is the source of this 351-nucleotide messenger RNA. NCBI's taxonomy places the organism in Eukaryota, Metazoa, Rotifera, Eurotatoria, Adinetida, Adinetidae. The record is from the annotation of a GenBank genome assembly.
AUGUCUACUGUGAACAAUAGUUCAUAUCAAAGUGAUAAAUCUUUCGCUAGUUCAGAAAUUUCUCUACCUCGUCCAAUUCGUUUUUGGCUUAUGCUUCUAUUUAAUAUUCCAUUAGUUAUCUGUAGUUUUUGUCUAAUUCUACAGAUUAUUAUUGAUCGAAUUCAACGAUAUGCAUUACAAAAUCAUACGAUUCUUCUUAUAUUAGUCUUUGGUUCACCUAUUCAAUUGAUGGAUAUCAAUUUUUAUCUUGUUUUCUUUCAAUAUGGUUCAGUUCAACCAUCGAAACCUUUUAUUUGUCUUCUAUGGUGGUCAGCUGAUUAUGGUUUUUAUACUGGAGUAAAUCGUACAUAA